This is a messenger RNA of Talpa occidentalis (Iberian mole), 3280 nucleotides long. RefSeq names its product cadherin 17 (gene CDH17). Gene Ontology annotation, molecular function: calcium ion binding; cadherin binding. The coding region runs from base 125 to 2632 and encodes 835 amino acids. NCBI's taxonomy places the organism in Eukaryota, Metazoa, Chordata, Mammalia, Eulipotyphla, Talpidae. The record is from RefSeq and is a predicted model, not a curated record. Gene Ontology annotation, cellular component: plasma membrane; catenin complex; adherens junction. Gene Ontology annotation, biological process: adherens junction organization; cell-cell junction assembly; multicellular organism development. The transcript has 18 exons.
UCUCCUCUUUCCUUGGCAUUGUUGGUUUAUGAUGGGAAAUGAAGAGGUUCGCUGGCGUGAGAUUGUAGUUUCUGUGUUUUCUCAUCUAGCAACUUGAAAAUUCCAGGUCUUUUAAGGAGUUUGAAUGAGGAAAACCACAAUGGCUCCUGCCCAGCUGAGCUGCUUGUUUCUCCUUACUCUUUAUUUGACAACUGGAUAUGGACAAGAAACAAGUGGACCCUUGAAGCCUAGGACAUUUACUGUCCCUGAAGGUGAACUACCAAAUAAGGACAGUUACAAAAUAUUCCAGUUUCAAGCCAAUCCUCCUAGUGUGAAUUUCCAACUAUCUGGGGAAACAGAUGGCAUAUUUGUCAUAAAUUCAGAGGGAUUUCUGUAUCUUUCCAAACCUCUGGACAGAGAAGCAAGAGCUGUUCAUCAUCUUCAGGUCUCAACCUUGGAUGCUCAAGGAAGGCGAAUAGAGGGUCCAGUCCCCAUCAUCAUAAUAGUGGAGGACAUCAACGACAAUCAACCUGAAUUUUCCAGGUCACUUUAUGAAGGCUCAGUAAGACAGAAUUCUCGCCCAGGAAGACCCUUCAUGUAUGUCAAUGCCACAGACAAGGAUGAUCCAGCCACUCCCAAUGGUCAACUGAAUUAUGAAAUUAUUGCCCAGUUUCCUAUGGUCAACAAUGUCAAGUACUUUCAGAUCAACAGCAAAACAGGGGGAAUUUCACUUACCCCAGAAGGAUCUGAGAAAUUGGAUGUUGCUGAGAAGUUUUCCUACAAUCUGGUGGUCAUGGUGAAAGACAGUGCAAAACUUCCCUUCAGUCAGACAACAAAUGUGCAGGUUACAGUGACAGAGAAUAUUUGGAAGGCACCAGCACCUGUGGAGAUUGUAGAAAACUCAACGGAUCCUCACCCCAUCCAAAUCACUCAGGUGCAGUGGAAUGAUCCUGGUGCACACUAUACCUUGACUGAAAAGGAGAAACUGCCAAGAUUCCCAUUUUCAAUUGAUCAGGAAGGAGCUAUCUUCGUCACUCAGCCCUUAGACCGGGAAGAAAAAGAUUCAUAUACUUUUUAUGCAAAUGCAAAGGAUGACUCUGGAAAACUACUUGCACGCCCUCUGCAAAUUCAUGUGAAAGUUAAAGAUAUUAACGAUAAUCCACCUACUUGUCCAUCUGCAGUGACUGUAUUUGAGGUCCAGGAGAACGAACUCAUAGGGAGCGUUAUUGGUACCCUCACUGCUCAUGACAUGGAUGAAGAAAACACUCCCAACAGUAUCUUAAGAUACAAACUUGUGGAUCAAACCCCCACAUAUCCCAGUAAUGACCUCUUCAUGAUCCAGACCUACAAAGGAGACUUACAGUUAGCUAAACAGUCCCUGAAGAAAAAAAAUUCCCCUCAAUACAACCUGACAGUAACGGUAUCUGACAAAGAUUUUGAGACCUACUGCUUCCUGCAAGUCAAUGUUAUUGAUAUCAAUGACCAGAUCCCCAUCUUUGAAAAAUCAGAUUAUGGAACCGUAACUUUUGCUGAAGAUACAGCCAUUGGGACCACCAUCUUAACCAUCCAGGCUACUGAUGAUGAUGAGCCAUUUACUGGGAGCUCCAAAAUCGUGUAUCGUAUCAUAGAAGGAGAUAGUGAGGGACAACUGGAGGUUAAGACAGAUCCCCAAACCAAUGCUGGACAUGUCACAAUUAAAAAGCUUCUUGAUUUUGAAACAACUGCUGUUCACAACAUUGUCUUCCGAGCAGAAAAUCCAGAGCCCCUAAUAUCAACUGUACAUUACAACGAAAGCUCUACUGCCAGAUUCCAGCUUAUUGUGACAGAUGUGAAUGAAGCACCCCAAUUUUCCCUUCCUGUUUUCCUAGAACGUGUCAUUGAGAAUGUGCCAGUAGGCACCAAAGUGGGCAAUGUGACUGCGUGGGAUCCAGAACAUCGGAACAUAAGGUAUUCACUGAAAGGCGACAGAAGAGGUUGGCUUAGAAUUGACCAGACCACUGGUGAGAUCUUUAGUAGGGCAACAUUGGAUAGGGAAGUUGAAAGUCCAUAUCGGGUACAAGUGGUGGCAUCUGAAGAAGGUGGCCACUUAAGCUCAGAAGUGGAUUUCCAACUGACCCUGUCUGAUGUGAAUGACAACUACCCACGGCUGAUGAAGGAAUACGAGGACUUGCUGUUCAUCUGCCAUCCCCUCAUAGGACACGGAAGUGUCACUUUUGGGGCCACAGAUGAUGACGUGCAGCCAUAUCGGGGUUCACGGUUUACAUUUUCCUUUGGCAGAGGCAACUCAAAUGAAAACUGGGAACUCUCCACAAUCAAUGGAACUCAUGCCACUCUCAUCACCAAGCACACAAAGUUUGAGGAGAAACCUUACGAUGUUGAGAUCCGCAUCAAUGAUAAUGGCCAGCCACCCUUGGAGGGGACUGUCUCACUAAGAGUUAAUUUUUGCAGGUGUGAAUUUGGAAGUUGUUACCGGGAAGCAGGUAAACAGCCUGGGAUGCCCACAGUGGGUAUGGCAGUUGGUAUACUCCUGACUACCUUCUUGGUCAUUGGUAUAAUUUUAGCAGUUGUGUUUAUGCGAAUAAAGAAGAAAGACAGAGAUAAUGCUGAAAAUGCUCCGGCAGCUGAAGCCCAACCUCUGAAAGGGAAUGCUUGAGUUUAUGUACCAAUUUCUAUUUCAGCAACAACCAUUUAAUCCCAUCAUUUAAAUUUUUAUCCAACAUGAGCACUAUUUUUUAGAUAUUCCCUCUUGCCCUUUAGUAUUUUAUUAUUAUUUUGUGUGCUAUAGACAUUAGAGCUAUUUUUCACUUUCCCAUGACACUUUUCCCCUCUGCAAAAGCCUUAGAUGUUUGGCUUUUGAUAAAUAUCUAUGCUUUUUUCCCCCUUUAGGGAAAAUGGACUAUUUUAUCAACUGAUCUUUUUUUAAAUCAAGGAGAUUUAUCUGUUGUUUAUCACAGAACUUCCUGAAUUCCAUUUAUGCUUUUUCUGCACCUAUCCUGUGUCUUCUUCCUCUGUGUAUCCUUUGUUAUUUCAAUAAUUUUAAAACAUUUGUUGGAUUAGUUUGAUGCUAUUAGCCUUUCUUUCUUUUUUUAUCCCAGUGAGGUUCAUGUUGCCUUGUUUGAGGUUUUUUCACUUAAGAGUGGCAUAGACAUACUUCAUAAGCCACGCUGUGGAAACCAACGACGCAUACAUGCUGAGCAUGUUUCCUUUGUGUGUACAUAUGAGUGGUUCUGGUUGUUAAUAUGUGGAACAAAAUAAGGAAGCAUGAAAGAAGUGACAAAGAUCAAGAAUAAAACGUAGGCGA